This is a messenger RNA of Megachile rotundata (alfalfa leafcutting bee), 952 nucleotides long. RefSeq names its product ubiquitin conjugating enzyme vih (gene vih). NCBI's taxonomy places the organism in Eukaryota, Metazoa, Arthropoda, Insecta, Hymenoptera, Megachilidae. The record is from RefSeq and is a predicted model, not a curated record.
AAUUUCAAUAGUAACUGUUGUAUCCUAAACCGAAGCUUCGGAAAUCUUGUGUGGAGAAUAAUAAUUAAAAAGAAGGAUAUAUCCACGUGUUUUUAGGUUCGGAAUGGCACAAAAUAUAAAUCCGUUUUAUUCGUCGCAAAAUACGCCGAGUAAACCUACGGAGGAAAAGCAAAAUAUACCAAAAGACAAUCAUGCAGUUAGUAAACGGCUACAAAAGGAACUCAUGGUUUUGAUGAUGAGCACAGAAAAAGGUGUAUCCGCUUUUCCAGAUGGGGAAAAUUUAUUCAAAUGGAUAGGAACUAUCACAGGACCACGUGAUACGGUUUAUGCCGGUCUUACGUACAAAUUAACUCUGGAAUUUCCCCAUAGUUAUCCGUACAGUGCUCCGGUUGUACGUUUUGCUACUCCUUGUUUUCACCCAAAUGUUGACGCGGUAGGGAAUAUUUGUUUGGAUAUAUUAAAAGAUAAAUGGAGUGCUUUGUACGAUGUUCGUACUAUAUUGUUAUCUAUACAGUCCCUUCUUAGCGAACCCAACAACGAGAGCCCCUUAAAUCCCCUAGCUGCGAAACUGUGGAACGAUCAAACAAAGUACAAGAAACAUUUAACGGAAGAAUAUCAUAGAGCUCUGAAUCGUGACCAACAAGAUUCAUGAUAAGCACAUUUUUAUAAUUAUCUCAGCUUAUUCGUUUGUAUUUUGAAUUCGAUCAUAAUUGAGUGUAAGGCAUGCGGAAACAAAUUGCAUAGAAUUUAUGACGUUCACAAACACUGAAUCUUCGGUUUGCUCUUUCCAUCUAUAUGCUCUGUCGCGUUACGAAACGUGAAUGUACCUUUUCUAUCAUUCAUUAUGAUUAUUUUUAUUGCAUAGUUUCGUCAGUUUGCCAUAUGUAUAGGAAUUUGUAUCAUGGUUUUAAGACUGUAUCUGCGGAUUAAACAUUUCUACAUCGUCAAUUUA